AUGGCAAGCAAACAAAUAUUAUCAUUAUUUAGAAAAAAUACAAAUUUAUGUGAAAUAUCUACCGAAUAUCCUUCAUUAAUACGAUCUUUAACUCCUCGUCAUCUAUGUACAUGUGUAAAACUGAAGAUGUCUGAAACAAUUCAUAUUGAUAAAUUAUCAAACAAAAAACUAGCUCAAGAUCAUGAUCAAAAUGGAAAAGAUUCGAAAGAACAUUCAAAAACGAUCCGAGAACCAACAGAAUUAAUUAAAUUAUUUCAAUAUAAACAAGAAGAAGAAGAAAUAAAUGAUAAAUUAUAUAAAAAAUGUCGAUGUCGAUUAAGAAGAAUAAUGGGUAAUGAUGAUGACGAAGAAAAAGACAAUACAAAUUAA
Molecule: messenger RNA, 369 nt
Organism: Rotaria sp. Silwood2
Lineage: Eukaryota; Metazoa; Rotifera; Eurotatoria; Philodinida; Philodinidae
Source: the annotation of a GenBank genome assembly